Clunio marinus is the source of this 186-nucleotide messenger RNA. Lineage: Eukaryota; Metazoa; Arthropoda; Insecta; Diptera; Chironomidae. The record is from the annotation of a GenBank genome assembly.
AUGUGUUUCAUUUGUGAGAGAUUGAAAAAUUUGGAUGAAACAACUGGAAGCUCUGAAAGUCUGACAAAUCAUCCUAAGGCAAAGGAGUGGAUGCUUGCAGCGGCUCGCGCUAACUAUCAAGAACUUGCGAAACUGGCAUCGGAGCAUCCACAGUUGGUUAAAUUGCAGAUCUUAAUUAUGGGUUAA